Angiostrongylus costaricensis is the source of this 1605-nucleotide messenger RNA. The record is from the annotation of a GenBank genome assembly. Lineage: Eukaryota; Metazoa; Nematoda; Chromadorea; Rhabditida; Metastrongylidae.
AUGCCCUCGUUUUUCUGUAUUCCGUUGGCAUGUAAUCGUCAAGUAGACUCACUAGAUCGCCGGCAGAACAAUCUUCAGUCCGUACCUCAUGAGAUUGAUCGUUACCGCGGACUUGAAGAACUGCUGCUAGCGAUGAAUCAUAUUAAGGAAUUACCGAAGACUCUAUUUCGGCUUACGAAACUUCGUCUGUUGGAUCUUAGCGACAAUGAUAUUUUUUGUGUGCCACCUGAAAUAGCUUCUUUGUGCAAUCUUAUAGAGCUAAACCUUAGCAGGAAUGGCAAGUUGUCAAAUAUUUCUGAUCUGCCAGAACAGUUGAAAGAAUGUAAAAUGCUCAUGAUUUUAGACCUAAGUUCAAACCCAAUCACGAGGUUGCCGGAAGCGAUAGCGCAUUGCGUCUCAUUGACGCAUCUUGGUUUAAAUGACGUGUCGCUAACUCAGCUACCAGCAGAUAUAGGACAGUUGGUCAAUCUUCGAUCUUUGGAGGCUCGUGACAACUUGAUCAGAGCACUUCCAGCUAGUAUUACGCUUCUAAAGAAUUUGCAAAUCAUCGACCUUGGUCAGAAUGAACUGGAUCAGCUACCGGCUGAAAUGGGUUGCCUGGAAUCAUUGCGAGAGUUGUACGUGGAUUCCAAUGAUCUGGAGAGACUUCCUGAGCAGAUAACAAAGUGUCGGCAUUUGGAGCAACUUGACGCAAGUGAAAACCGUCUGACUACAUUACCUGAAGAAUUUGGGGACCUUUCAAUGCUGACAGACGUCAAUCUUUCUGACAACGAACUACAGACUAUUCCAAAUUCUAUAGGACGCUUGAAGAAGCUGACUAUUCUAAAGCUUGAAAAAAAUCAUAUUUACCACUUGACACAAGCUAUCGGAAGCUGUGAGCAAUUGACGGAACUCUUUCUUACCCACAAUUUAUUGCAAGAGUUGCCGUCGUCCAUUGGAAAUUUACGCAAUUUGAAGAAUUUAAACGUGGACCAAAACAAACUCUCGGCCAUACCAUCAACGAUAGGUGGUUGUACCUCGUUGACAGUGUUGUCCUUGAGAGAGAAUGAAAUUACGGAAAUACCUAUGGAUAUUGGGAAGUGCGAGAAAUUAACUGUUCUUGAUUUGUGCAAUAAUCGUCUCAGUUAUUUGCCUUUUACUAUCAAUGUUCUGUUUAAACUCCAAGCACUAUGGCUAAGUGAAAAUCAGUCGCAAGCCAUGUUGAAACUUCAAGUAGAACGAGAUCCCCGUACUGGUGUUAAAGUGCUGUCCUGUUAUUUGUUACCACAACUUAGUGCUCAUCCCCAAAAUGAUCGUUCUGGUCAGAACAGAGCGUUUAUUGGUGGUCCCAAGGUGCACUUCCCAGACCAGGAUGCUACCAUAGACGAAGAAAAGUUGCCAAUUGGCCAGUUCGAACGUCACGAUACACCUCAUCCAAAGCCACAGAAGCUCAAAAAAAGCAGUAUAGAUGGUCAUGUGAUUCAUCACGAUGGGCAGAAUCAAGCAAGUUUCUUUUCUACUUUUUCUCAUACACAGUCGAGAGGUUUUCGAAAGUUCUCAUUGUACUUUUUUUUCCAUUUUCUUAAAUUUUUUUUAAGACUUCAAAUUCCAAGUACAUGGUUUUAA